AUGAACGUUCUUUAUUCAUUUUUAGGUGUUAAUAGGCGACUUGAUCAAAUGACAAGAAAUAUUGACAAAAUUGAUGUUAUGAACUUGUCAUUUGUAUUACCAAAUGGUCAACUUGCUUUAAUUGAUGAUGUUAAACUUAAUCAAUUCGUUUUUGAAAUAUUGUUUCAAAUACAUCAUAAAGUUGUAACACUUCGUCUUGCAUAA
Molecule: messenger RNA, 204 nt
Organism: Rotaria sp. Silwood2
Lineage: Eukaryota; Metazoa; Rotifera; Eurotatoria; Philodinida; Philodinidae
Source: the annotation of a GenBank genome assembly